Molecule: messenger RNA, 1772 nt
Organism: Wyeomyia smithii (pitcher-plant mosquito)
Lineage: Eukaryota; Metazoa; Arthropoda; Insecta; Diptera; Culicidae
Product: E3 ubiquitin ligase Rnf121
Exons: 6
Coding region: 289-1242 (317 amino acids)
Cellular component (GO): endoplasmic reticulum membrane; Golgi membrane
Molecular function (GO): ubiquitin protein ligase activity; metal ion binding
Source: RefSeq, a predicted model, not a curated record
AAACUCUGACAGUUCAAAUUUUCUCCAACGCAUUCAAAACAGUCAGUGGUGCAGUCAGUCAAAGUUUUGUGACUGAGAUUACAUCCAUAGUUUAGCUUUAGUGAAUUAACGAAGAAGUAAGUCAGAAACAAUUGAUUGAUUUACGCAACGUCAAGAGAACAUGGACUCUAAGGCACCGCAAGCAGGUUUACAAUUAUAAAGUUAUCACUGGCCAAAAAAGCUAGAGAAUAAUUUCGGGACAACACAGUCAAUCGAUUCCGAGUUACACUGGAACUGGAACGCUACAGCAUGAAUCUACACGAGCCGGUCGAUAUGCUCAAUAAAACCAUCGACGAUCUCACGCCGGAGGAAAAGAUAAGACUCGAGCAUAUGAAAUUGCACGAAAAACACAAAGGUCAUGAGUCGAUGCACGCAGAGAUGGUUGUUAUUCUCCUGGUCACGCUGAUCAUAGCACAGAUCAUUCUGGUUGAGUGGAAGAAACGACACUACCGGUCAUACUCGUUAAUGACACUUGUGGCGCUUUGGUUGAUACCGUUUGCGCUUUGUGUGCGGUCGCAGUAUUGGCGCUUCAUCUUCUUCUGGCUGAUAUUCAGCUGCAUUACGGCACUAGUGAUGCGAAAGGCACUGAAAAAACCAGUGGCUGGUACCACCCCUCGGCUGGUUUAUAAAUGGUUCUAUUUCAUCUACAAACUAAGUUACGGUCUCGGGGUGGUCGGCUAUAUCAUCAUGAUGUUCACCUUCUUUGGGUUGAAUUACGUUUUCAAUCAGCCGCCCAACAUCUGGAUGGACAUCGGGUUGCUGUUGGUGUUCUACGGGCUGUACUACGGCGUGCUGGGACGAGACGUGUCCGAGAUUUGUGCUGAUAAAAUGGCAGCUCACAUUGGGUAUUACACACCAAAGGGUAUACCAACUAGACAUCUGGAGCGAAACGUGUGUGCCGUUUGUGGCAAUCAGCUCCUAACGGACGUGAAUGAGACGGGUGUCAUCGAGGACACCUAUAAAUUAUCCUGUGAUCACGUGUUUCACGAAUUUUGCAUACGCGGCUGGUGUAUCAUCGGUAAGAAGCAAACCUGCCCGUAUUGCAAAGAAAAAGUUGACCUCAAGAAAAUGUUCUGUAAUCCAUGGGAACGACCGCACGUUCUGUACGGUCAACUGCUGGACUGGAUCCGAUGGUUGGUGGCAUGGCAACCUCUGAUUCUCUUUAUCGUACAGGGCAUCAAUUGGGUGCUGGGAUUGGAAUAGCAACUUGGAGCCGUGCUACUGUUCGGGCGACCUCCUCCCCCAGUGCAUUCUCCGUUGGCAGUAUCGUGAUUGUCAUCUUCGUCCUCUUCUUUGUAGUCGUCGCCGUCGUCGUACUUGUCUUUCGUAAAUGGCACUGGUACCAAAAAGUCGCACCCAGUGUUUGCUAUUGUUUUAAACCCUAUAGUCUUAAAGAUUUAGUUUUUUUAGUCUGCAUUUUUCUAGCCUGAUUCAGACAUUUUUUUUUCUUGUUAAUAGUGUUUUGUUCCGAUCGCCUGCACUGUAGAUGAUGCUUCACACAGCAGACAGGUUGUGAGUUGGUUGUUAACGUCGUACUAGUGCGGAAGCUUAGAGCAACGAAACUGUCCCGCGUGCCUGUAGAAGCUGGUCGCAGGAGACGAAGCGAGUGAUUUUAAUUAUCCGUGUAAUAUUGCCUCCAGCAGAGUCAGUACAGAAGGUAUUUAGGUUCUCUAUAAAUAUAAUUUAUGGAACUACUAGAUGAUAGAAUAAUAAAAAUAGUUUUCAAUGCGAAA